This is a messenger RNA of Lathyrus oleraceus (garden pea), 2041 nucleotides long. Its product is annotated as L-ascorbate oxidase homolog. The transcript is spliced from 8 exons. Lineage: Eukaryota; Viridiplantae; Streptophyta; Magnoliopsida; Fabales; Fabaceae. The coding region runs from base 146 to 1756 and encodes 536 amino acids. The record is from RefSeq and is a predicted model, not a curated record. Gene Ontology annotation, molecular function: oxidoreductase activity; copper ion binding.
UGUUGUUACUCCAACUAUAAUCUUCUCUUUACACUUUCCCUCUUGGGUUUCUCUUCCUCUAUUUAUUUCAUUUAACUUUUCUUUCUCAAACACACAUCCUAGUACAAACCAUUUGUUUUGUUUCUUUGUCUCUUCUCUGUUCAUCAUGAACCUCGUACUUUCUUUGUUCAGUUUCUGCUCUAUCUUUUAUCUUGUUGCUGCUGAAGAUCCUUAUAGAUUCUUCGACUGGAAUGUUACCUAUGGUGACAUUUAUCCUCUCGGAGUUAAACAACAGGGUAUUCUUAUCAAUGGUCAGUUUCCAGGACCUGAAAUUUACGCUGUAACCAAUGAUAAUUUGAUCAUCAAUGUACAUAAUAGCUUGCCCGAGCCAUUUCUUCUCUCAUGGAACGGUGUUCAACAAAGAAGAAACUCUUUUCAAGAUGGAGUUUAUGGUACAACAUGUCCCAUUCCUCCUGGUAAAAACUUCACAUACAAACUUCAAGUCAAAGAUCAAAUUGGAAGCUUCUUCUAUUUUCCAUCUCUUGCUUUCCACAAAGCUGCUGGUGGUUUUGGAUCCAUCAAAAUCCUUAGCAGACCAUUGAUUCCUGUUCCAUUCCCUAAUCCAGCUGAUGAUUUCACCGUCCUCAUCGGUGAUUGGUACAAACUCAAUCACACGAUCCUGAGGAGAUUUCUUGAUUUGGGACACAGACUUCCACUUCCUCAAGCUGUUCUUAUCAACGGUCGCGCAAAUUGGACAACAUUCACAGUUGAACAAGGAAAAACGUAUCGGCUUAGAAUAUCGAAUGUUGGAUUAGAAAACACACUCAAUUUUAGGAUUCAAGAUCAUACUAUGAAAUUGGUUGAAGUCGAGGGAACUCACACUCUGCAAACAUCAUAUUCAUCUAUAGAUGUUCAUGUUGGACAAUCUUAUUCCGUGCUUAUCACGGCUGAUCAAGCACCUAAGGAUUUCCACAUUGUUGCUUCCACUCGAUUCACCGAAAAGAUCCUCACGAGUACUGCAGUACUUCACUAUAGCAACUCACAAGGAUCUCUUUCGGGCGUCAUUCCUGGUGGACCAACCGAGAUCGACUGGUCCAUCCAACAAGCGCGAUCAAUCAGGACGAAUCUUACUGCGAGUGGACCAAGGCCUAACCCACAAGGUUCGUACCACUACGGUACGAUAAACAUUAGUAGAACAAUCAAGUUAAUGAGCUCGGCCACAAUCGUGAAUGGUAAGCAAAGAUACGCGGUCAACAGUGUUUCUUUCGUACCCGCCGACACUCCUCUGAAGUUGGCCGAUUACUUCAAGAUUGACGGAGUUUUCAAAGUUGGAAGCAUCCCAGAUAGCCCUUCCGGUAAAUCAACUCAUCUCGAUACUUCAGUCAUGGGUGCUGAUUUCCGUUCCUUCGUUGAAAUCGUGUUUCAAAACCGUGAAAGUAUAGUCCAAAGUUGGCACAUUGAUGGAUACUCAUUUUGGGUCGUAGGAAUGGACGGUGGUACGUGGACGCCUAAUAGUCGUAACCAAUACAACCUCCAAGACGCGGUGUCUAGGAGCACAACACAGGUAUAUCCUAGGUCAUGGACUGCAAUUUAUAUGGCACUAGACAAUGUGGGAAUGUGGAACAUUAGGAGUGAAUUUUGGGCACGACAAUAUCUUGGACAACAAUUCUAUUUGAGGGUAUAUUCAGAUGCUGGAUCCAUUAGAGAUGAAUAUCUAAUUCCAGAAAAUGCUCUUCUUUGUGGCAAAGCAUUGGGGAGAAAAACUACACCAUUAUGAGAAAUGUUAACCAACAACCUAGUUAUAUAUUAGGGAAUAACUUUGUCAUAUUCUUUGCAAAUUCUUAUGUAAUUUCUUUGUAUUAUUUAUCUGUAUUACAUGUUCAUCAUCACAUUGUGAUAAUAAGUUAGUCACCCCUUAUUGUUUUAAUUUUUGUCAAUUAAAUAAUUUUUCGUGAUGUAUCAGCAUGUUGCUGCUUUAGUUUUACAAGAAUGAAAUGAAGCAGAUUAGUUCAAUCUGAAUGUGUACAAAACUUGAGUAAAGAAAGUUGAGGUUUCAUAUUUA